Molecule: messenger RNA, 427 nt
Organism: Drosophila ficusphila
Lineage: Eukaryota; Metazoa; Arthropoda; Insecta; Diptera; Drosophilidae
Gene: COX7B
Exons: 4
Coding region: 68-340 (90 amino acids)
Source: RefSeq, a predicted model, not a curated record
UACCCAGUUAUUUAAGCACGGUCACACUGUUCGACGCAAGGUAAUCUACGGCUACUUUGAAGCAAUCAUGUUGGUUAAGCACAUUGUCAAGCAGGGUCUUCUGCUCAAGAACGCUGGCGCCUUGUCGCGUGCCGCUUACCACGGUGGACAUGGUCCCCACUCCACCAUGAACGAUCUCCCCGUUCCCGCUGGAGAUUGGAAGGAGCAGCACAGCCAGAGGAACGCUAAGUACAACGCCGCGCUCAUCACUGGCAUCCUCGUCCUGGCCGGCACUAUUGGAUUCGUCAAAUCCUCCGGAAUUGUCUACUUCAACUACAACGCACCCAAGAGCCUGGACUAAGCUAGCUUACCCUUCGUGUACAUUAAUCCAAAAUUUGUGUUUAAUAAGCUUAAAGUGGCGAAAUAGUAAAUCACAGAUCUUAAAGUA